Prorocentrum cordatum is the source of this 1101-nucleotide messenger RNA. NCBI's taxonomy places the organism in Eukaryota, Dinophyceae, Prorocentrales, Prorocentraceae. The record is from the annotation of a GenBank genome assembly.
AUGUCCCUCUGCGCCUGGCUGGCCAGCGAGGCCGUCCAGGGCGCCACCCAGGCCGCGCUGCUCUGGGCUGCCCGCGCGGAGUGCCCACCGUGCUCCUGCGCGCCUUCGCUGGUCUGCGGUUCGGGCCAGGAGACGCUUGAGCUGGUCUGCCCACCACAGCAGGCGGGGUGGCCUCUGUCAGCCGUCGCCUUGGCGCUGCUGGGCGGGCUCGCCUGCGGCUGGGGCAUCGCGCGUCUGGCAGCGGCCCACUGGUCGGCGAUGGCGGCCGCCGCGGCGGCAGGCCAUCCUCUCGCGCAGGCUGCGCUCGACGAGGGGGACUUCGUGCUGGUGCUCUACCGCGUGGGAGGUGCGCGGAUCUGGCAUGAACGCUUGAUCGUGGUGCUGCAGCCGACGGCGCUUUUCGGCACCGGCAUCUUGACGCCCGACGGGCACGCCUACGUGGAGGCGAUCGCCCCGAACAGCGCGGACGUCAGGGACUACGCGAUCCCUGACGGCGGAGCUGUGGGCGGAGUGCCGCCGCAGACGGGAGCGGACCAGGUCUACCGCUUCCGCGGGCUCCCGCUACCUGGGGAGGUGGCGGCAGCGUCGGCGUCCACGAGGACGGCUCUGGGGUUGCCCCCUGGGCCGCCGAUCGCGCUCAACACGGCUGGGCGCGUGAUCGUGCCAGUGGGGCCGGCUGCAGGCCGUGCCGCUGCCGCCGCCCCAGCCCCGGCGCCGGCUGCCCCCGCCGCAGGCGCAGUGGGCGGGCUGGCGGGGCUUGCAGCGGCGCUGGGGGGCGUCCCUGGCGGUGGCGCCGCUGGGGGCGGCGUCCUGGUGCCCGCCGCCGCCGCGCCUCCCCCGGCCCCCGCCGCUGCCCCCUUUCCCGUGGGAGGCGCGGCCCUCGGUGCCAUGGGUGCGGCUGCGGGCGCGCUGGGCGGCGCGGCUGUCGCGGUGCCAGGUGGCGCAGCCCUGAGCGGCCUUGCGGCAGGGUUCGCAGCCAUCGCCGGCGCGCCAGGUGGAGACGCCAGGAUGCAGACGGUCACGCUGGAUACGCAGGGCGUGAGGUACGUCGACUUCCGCGCUGCCGCGGUCCGCCUCCAUGAGUUGCCAUGGGGCGACUAG